UCUGGCAACCUCGCGUGAUCGUAUUCCGCAAGCAGCAGCCAUAGGUAGGCGCGUGUGUUUUUGUAUUUGCAUCGCGGUGCACCGUGGGCCGGGCGAAAGCCAAUAUGGCAGCAGCCGUGUUUGGCGAACGCGUUUCGAGUGUGUGCUCUAGCUCAGACCGCAUAAAUGGCUCGACCUAAGCGCACAGUAAGUUCUCCCACUGUGAUCUCCUAGCUCGCACAAUUCAACGGCCGCACGAUCGUCGCUGGGUGAUGUCCGUCUGACGAGACACGACACGCAAGAUUCUCGAAAGAAGGAAAAAAGUGUCUCGUGCACCCUGUCACGCUCAGCAUCUCCGAUCACACGGUGAAAAGAUAAUCGUUGGACGUCGGUGUUCCGCCGUGAUACUGUGUUUAUCAUCGACCCGUCUGCGACCGGGAAGGCUUUAAAAGGAUUGCUCAGCGAUGUCAACUAAGAGGGACAAGGAUACGAUGAAUGAGGAUAGCAGCAGUGAUGAGGACGAAGAUCCUGAUAAUAUGGGUGUACCUGGUGGUGGAAAAGAUCUUGCCACUGCUACCGGGAUCGCAAACAUCAAAGACGAGAAGCCUGAUGUAUCGUCAUUGAAUGUUAUGAACAAAGGACAAGGGGCAUUGAACAUGCUGAAUCAAAAGUUUGGUAACAAGAUCCCGGGUGGAUUGGUGACUAAAACUGCAGCGCCUGGCUAUGAAAUGGUACGCGUAGGAGGAUCACAGGGUACACCACCUGGUUUUAUGAAUGCCAACCAGUUAGGUCAAUUAAGUCAGUUAGCCGCUGCUGGUGGAGCUUACUUCCCACCGGGGCUGGCAUCUCUUGCCGGUUUCAAUCCUGCAGCCUUUUUUCCACCGAGCAUGGAUAUGAGCUUAAUGAGUGGUUUUAUGGGUAUGCCUGGAAUGAACAUGGGCGUUAAUCCUCUUAUGCAAUUGCUAAAUCAAAAUGGUUUACACCCAAAUUGGGCAGCUGGGCUGUCAGGCAAAGCUGUAUCUCAAAUGUGGAUGAACGCUGGAGACCCUGCUAAAAUGAACAUGCAACCACCUAUACCCGAAGAGGAGGAAGUAGACGACGAAGAUAUGGGCGUCGCAGAAACUUACGCCGACUACAUGCCCACUAAACUUAAACUGGGGCGAAAGCAUCCAGAUCCUGUCGUGGAGACCGCGUCGUUGUCCAGUGUCGAGCCGACGGACGUUUGGUACAAGGUAUCCAUACCGGAGGAGACGAUACGAACGGGAGCGUUGUCCGCGUUGCAACUUGAAUCGAUAACGUACGCGUCACAGCAACACGAGCAUCUGCUACCAGACGGUACGCGGGCCGGUUUCCUGAUCGGCGACGGGGCAGGAGUCGGAAAAGGACGGACAAUAGCUGGUAUCAUAUUCGAGAAUUACUUGAAAGGCCGGAAACGUGCAAUUUGGGUCUCCGUCUCGAACGAUCUCAAAUACGACGCUGAACGCGACUUGAACGAUAUCGGCGCUUCGAAGAUCGAGGUUCACGCGCUGAAUAAAUUUAAAUACGCGAAGAUCUCCUCGGCGGUGAACGGGAACGUGAAGAAGGGCGUGAUAUUCAGUACGUACUCGGCUCUGAUCGGUGAGUCAUCCCAGAGCGGAGGAAAGUACAAAAGCCGAUUGAAACAGCUGUUGCAGUGGUGUGGCGAAGACUUCGACGGGUUGAUCAUCUUCGAUGAGUGUCAUCGAGCGAAGAAUUUGUGCCCUACGGGUAGCUCUAAACCUACCAAAACUGGCUUGACGGUGUUGGAGCUACAGAACAAGCUACCUAAGGCAAGAGUAGUAUAUGCCAGUGCCACAGGUGCUUCCGAGCCUCGUAACAUGGCCUACAUGGUACGAUUAGGAAUGUGGGGUGAGGGGACACCGUUUCCCGAAUUCAACGACUUUAUCACCGCUGUGGAGAAGCGAGGUGUCGGCGCAAUGGAAAUCGUCGCGAUGGACAUGAAACUGCGAGGCAUGUACAUCGCUCGGCAGCUCAGUUUUCAUGGUGUAGCUUUUAAAAUAGAGGAAGUGCCGUUGUCCAAAGAGUUCACCCAGGUCUACGAUCAUUCUGUUCAACUCUGGGUCGAAGCGAUGCAGAGGUUUCAAGAGGCAGCGGAAUUACUGGACGCGGAGAAUCGUAUGAAGAAGACUAUGUGGGGACAGUUUUGGUCGUCUCAUCAACGUUUCUUCAAGUAUCUGUGUAUCGCUGCUAAGGUGAAACACGCCGUGGCGGUUGCGCGUGAGGCCGUGAAAUGUGGAAAAUGCGUGGUCAUCGGUCUUCAGUCCACCGGUGAAGCUCGCACAUUGGAGCAGUUGGAACGAGACGAUGGCGAGCUCAGCGAUUUCGUUUCCACAGCAAAAGGUGUGCUUCAAACGCUGGUGGAAAAGCAUUUUCCGGCGUCGGAUCGCAAUCACAUACACCGAGUUCUAGGUAUCGAACCUUCGAAAAUGCAAAGGCUAGACGAUUACGAUGACAUCGACGGUGCCGGAGGUUCCGCCGGUGGUAGCAAGAGGAAACCGAUACGGCAAGCAGCUCAACGAGCUUCGAAGAGGGUACGCACAUUCCCAUCCGACGAGGAUUUCACCGACGACGAAAGAAACGGAGGGCACAGCUCAGGUUCGGAGUAUAAGCAGACCGGUAGCGAGAGCGAGGAUGACCACAAAUCCGACGAGGAAGAGAACAUCACUUCCGACUCCUCCUUUAAUUACAGCGAAUCAGAUUCUGACUCGGGCGAUGGUAGACGAAAGAAAAAAGGAGCUAGGAAGCAAAAGAAACCAGUGAAGAAACGAGCAGACGUAUUAAUGAAAUCUGCAGGACCCGUAAAUGCUAAUGUGGCGCGCAAUCGAGCGCCGUCGAGGGACGCUGUGGAACGCGCCUACAUAAUGAAGAAGGGAUUAUUAUCGCAGGUGGAAGAAUUGGGUGAACAUUUGCCGCCGAAUACUUUAGAUCAACUGAUCGACGAAUUUGGUGGCCCGGAGAACGUAGCCGAAAUGACUGGCAGAAAGGGGAGAGUCGUUCAAACUGAAGAUGGGACGAUUCAGUACGAAUCUAGGUCCGAGGUGGACGUCCCGUUAGAAACGCUUAAUUUAACGGAGAAACAAAGAUUUAUGGACGGUGAAAAAACGGUGGCAAUUAUCUCGGAAGCAGCCAGUAGCGGUAUUUCGCUACAGAGCGAUAGACGAGCGAGGAAUCAGAUGCGACGAGUACAUAUUACCCUCGAAUUACCGUGGAGCGCUGACAGAGCGAUACAGCAGUUCGGACGAACGCAUCGUUCCAAUCAAGUCAACGCUCCGGAGUAUAUAUUCCUGAUCUCGGAUCUGGCUGGCGAACGACGGUUCGCGUCGAUCGUCGCGAAACGUCUUGAGAGCCUCGGGGCUCUUACACACGGCGACAGAAGAGCCACAGAAACCAGGGAUCUCUCACAGUUCAACAUCGAUAACAAAUACGGUCGCGCCGCGCUCGAAGCUACGAUGAGGACGAUAAUGAAGUAUGAACCUCCUCUUGUACCACCGCCACAAGAUUACCGUGGAGAUUUUUUUAAAGACGUGGCCGAUGCGUUAGUGGGCGUCGGUUUGAUCUGCAAUAGCGAGAGCACGCCCGGGGUACUCACAUUGGACAAAGACUACAACAACAUGUCGAAGUUCUUGAAUCGUAUCCUCGGCAUGCCGGUCGAUCUGCAGAAUCGCCUGUUUAAAUACUUCACCGACACGUUGAACGCGAUUGUCACGCAAGCGAAGAAGACCGGUCGCUUCGACAUGGGUAUACUCGACCUCGGUACAUCCGGGGAGAACGUAAAGAGGGUCAAACUCUAUCGUUUCCUACGCAAACACGCGACCGGGAAAGCGCCCACCGAGCUCCACGUCGUACACGUUGAGCGUGGAAUGAGUUGGGCCGAAGCGUUGGACAAGUGCUCCGAAUUAACGGGAUCCAAGGAAGGAUUCUACUUGAGCCAUCAAAUCCGCAAUGGAAAGCAAACGGCAAUUCUAGCAGUUGUCGUCGAUACUGGAAAAAAGAAGUCUGAGAGCAAGAUGCAUCAGCUGUACAUGGUUUACAGGCCGAAUACAGGAUUACAAUUGAGACAGGAAACUCUGGCCGAAUUAGAGAAGAAAUAUAAAAGGGUAUCGUCCGAUGAAGCGGAACCGCACUGGUCGCAGCAAUACGAAGCAUCGAAGGAUACGUGUUCGCACGCGUACUGGCGUGGUAAUUGUAAAAACGCGACGCUUGGCAUGGACUGCGAAGUUGGCCUCCGAAGGCGUACGUAUAACGUCCUAUCAGGCUCGGUGUUGAGCGUUUGGAGUCGAGUGGAGAGCAUCCUCGCGACACGUUCUGCUCACAACUCAAAGAUGCAAGUAGUGCGUUUACGUACUGACGAAGGUUUGAAAAUAGUCGGCACUCUUAUUCCAAAGUCCUGCAUGGAGAUACUGCGUCAAGAAUUAACAUCUGAUGCAGAGAAUACCGAAGAACUUACAUUUUGAACACUUAAUUCGCUUUUAUAGGACCAAAAAGAAGCGAUCUGUACGAAUAUAACUUGGACAAAUCCCUCUUCCUAAGUCUUGCGACAAAAUUCGAUAACGAAGGGGGUGCAUUUUGUGAGCAGGUCUGUAAAAGAAGAUUGAUAUGGAUGUAUCAAACAGAUUCGGAUGAUUCUAUCGAUCUACGUUUAAUCUAUCUUGUCUGGCAAUGUGACAAGAAUGAGUCGAAUAAGUGGUACGAACUUCAUGAGAUCCGAACUUAUCUUUUCGUUAAGCUCCGACGUUGUUAUUUUAUAAGUUCUUCUGCUCAUCCGUAACUUCUCGAUCAUAUAGGAAACGCUAUCAACACGCUAAAACACAAUGUUUCUUUUCAUUUUACAAUUUUAGUUGUAGACUACGCUCUCGUUUAGUUGGGCGUUACUUGAAACGAUUCUUAUUAUUUUUCAUUCAUCUGUUUCUUUCAUAGAAUCCAAGGAAAACGGAAUCAUUCAAUCGAUAGCAAAUUUCGUGUUUCGAAAACGAAUAUUGGAUCGUAUAAAAUGAAGUUGAUUCUCGUUUCUUUUAUUUUACUUCUCUCCAUUGCGCUACGAACUUGAAAUCGAUCUGAGGUAACUUUACGAGUGUUAUGAAAAACGUGUUUUCAUGGAUGUGAAUUACGGAGGGAAGCGAUAUUCUUAUUAGGGAAACGCUAUAUAGACAUUCGUACUAUUUAAAGAACCGUAUUUUACGCUAAUUCAUAUCCUGAAGAAUUUAAGCCACUCCGAUGAGAGUCGAUUGUAUAAAACUUUAGCGAUAGGGAACGGGGUUCGCUUACUUGCAUCUACAUAUAUAUUGUGACUGAUUAGCGGAAAUGGAGGUAAACCGAACUCGCGGAAGAAAAGAUAUAAAGUAGCAUUAGUACUAUAUAUAAAAAAACAGGAAGCGACAGUGCAAACAACGAUCGACUCUCACUGGAAACAGGCGCAGAUGUAUACGCAACUGUUCCCACACUUUUUCGUUUGAUCGUUGAAUUGAUCGGAUAGUUCAUUAACGACCAUUGCUACUGCUAAUAUCAUUACACUUACCGCUAUUAUUAUUAGUAUUAGUAAUCCCACUUGCAAAGCUACUAUUACUAUUAAAGGGAAUGAUGGGACGAGGUAUCAAACGACUAUCUGAUUCUAUAAGCUUUAAGUUGAAACCGAUGUUCAUCAUUCAUGGAACAAGUGCCAAGGUAGCAUAAUUCUUCUCGGUUUAUAUAAAUCCUCGGUUUUACAAUUUAGUGAUUUGUCGUUCAUCGUGUGGCGCGACACGACUGUGUAACAACCGGAGAAUUUGGAAAACCUCGUGCAGGUACAUGAAAAGCCACCUCGUCUCCCGAUAUUCUCUAUUUAUAAGUAGUAGGCAUUAAAAAAAAAGUUAGAUUCGAACGAUACGUACGGCAGUAUAUUUAUAUUCAGAAACCAUAAAGUAGUCAUGCGGAUCGCAUGUAUAUUGAGUAGAUGAUGUCUGUUGUUUGUUUGUACGCCUGGACGAGUUUCGAUAGAGUGCUAAGUAAGAUGGAUCUCACGAUCGACUGUCUAACGAUGGAAAGAACAGUGACAAAAGGAAAGAUUCAGUUUUAAAAAGGAGUAACAUGAUAAAUAGGGUAUUCCGAAGCAAACGAAAUAGAACGAGUUCUUAGUAGAAUCUCCAUUACAUAAAAAUGAAAACCAGAUACAGAUCGUCACGUAACAAGUCAAGCUUUCACGCUGCGUAACUGUAAAUUAUUAUUGUGUAUACCUUCAUUUUCUCACGAAUCUAAAUCGUUUUUUAUGUAUAACACAGGAUAAAGAAAUACUACGUUUCUACGGAUACACUAUAUAUUGCAUUUAUAAACAAAAGCUAAGAAAACGAGGAGGAAUGUAAAAAUGUUUGCGUAGCGUAAGAUACUUUCUCAUUGCGUUUGUAUAAUUUUCUGUGAAAUUCGAAUAGAACGAAGAAGAUCGAAUUAAAUUAUUUAUUAAUACACGUAUUAUAUUACGGAGAUUAAUUCGUUCGAUUAAACGGUUUACUCGUUAUUUACUUAUUGUCAUUUACGUGACACAUAAUAAUAUAUUCAUUUUUUAUUGAUAUGCUACAGGAAUUCGGAUUUUAUCGUUUCACUUUAAAUGUGGAGAUUCUCGAUCGAAGGAAAAUCAAUCGGUGAAACUUUUAGCUGAUGAACACGCAAAUUGAGACGUAUUGAAAGUGGUUUGUGAUUAGAACGAAACAUUUUCAAAGUGUAAAUAUAUAUAUUAAAGAAUAUAAAACAGUUUUAGGUCA
Molecule: messenger RNA, 6749 nt
Organism: Ceratina calcarata
Lineage: Eukaryota; Metazoa; Arthropoda; Insecta; Hymenoptera; Apidae
Gene: sno
Product: Protein strawberry notch
Exons: 18
Coding region: 444-4472 (1342 amino acids)
Biological process (GO): regulation of DNA-templated transcription
Cellular component (GO): nucleus
Molecular function (GO): histone binding; chromatin DNA binding
Source: RefSeq, a predicted model, not a curated record